Echinococcus granulosus is the source of this 1224-nucleotide messenger RNA. RefSeq names its product Serine/threonine-protein phosphatase PP1 isozyme. Bases 1 to 1224 code for a protein of 407 amino acids. The transcript has a single exon. The record is from RefSeq and is a predicted model, not a curated record. Gene Ontology annotation, molecular function: protein serine/threonine phosphatase activity. Gene Ontology annotation, cellular component: cytoplasm; nucleus. Lineage: Eukaryota; Metazoa; Platyhelminthes; Cestoda; Cyclophyllidea; Taeniidae.
AUGGUAGCCGUCGACCCACAAAUCUCGUUAAUUGGUGAGACAACCCGUUUAAGUGAUUUCAUCGAAGGUGCUCCACCCCCACAGGGCGAGUUGGUGCCCGCUGUGGAUAAUCGUGUCCACAACCAGUCGAAUACAAAAGUCUCCAUCAACAGUAAUAAUGAGCUGUUGGAUUCCUACAUAUCACGGCUAUGGAGGAUUCGAGAAAAGGCAAAUCGAUCUCUAAUGCUGACUAGUGAUGAGAUGACAAGUAUUUGUCGAAGUGUUCGCACCCUUUUCCUUACACAGCCUGGCCUUCUUGACCUUGGAGGACCGAUCAAAGUUUGCGGUGACAUUCACGGUCAAUACGAUGACUUGCUCCGCCUAUUUGAGCUCUGUGGACUGCCUGAUAAAGUUAAUUAUCUAUUUCUAGGGGACUAUGUCGAUCGUGGGAGACAAAGUCUAGAGACGAUUUGUCUACUUUUCUGCUACAAACUUCGUUAUCCAACCCGCUUUUUUCUGCUUCGUGGAAACCAUGAGAGUCAAGCGAUUUCACGUAUCUAUGGUUUCUUUGAGGAGUGCAGAAGACGAUUUUCCGUAAAGCUAUGGAGAACGUUCAUUGACGCAUUCUCCUGUAUGCCUGUAAGCGCAAUAAUCGAGAAUCAAAUAUUCUGCUGUCAUGGAGGCCUCUCACCAGAAAUGCUUACUCCAGAGCUCACCAGUCUGGCUGACUUGAAACGCAAAAUCAGGGAAAUUAUUCGUCCUUGUGACGUGCCGGAUUGUGGACUGCUCUGUGAUCUUCUCUGGUCAGAUCCCUGGUACCUAGAGUCUGUGGGAGAUGGCCGCGAACCUCGUGGCUGGGAGCCAAGUGAACGAGGCGUCUCCUACAUGUUUGGUCCGGACAUUAUCGAUCGCUUCUUGGAGCGUUUCAAUCUGGAUCUCAUUUGUCGGGCCCACCAAGUAGUGGAGGAUGGGUAUGAGUUCUACGCCAAUCGCUCUCUUGUUACAAUCUUCUCAGCGCCCAAUUACUGCGGCGAGUUCGAUAACGCAGCAGCGGUCUUUUGUCUAAAUCGAGCAGUCCUGGCUCCGAACUACCCUUUUGACUCCACGUCUAGUCUGAGAAAUCAAGAGGACGCGGAACUGGAGGGAAGCUUCCACAUACUUCGCACCGAUGUUCCUGGAGGCUCGCGACCUAACGCCUCCUCGGGACUUACGACUCAUCCAAAUAGUGCCCAAGGACCCAAGUAG